Messenger RNA from Anopheles nili, 1212 nucleotides. RefSeq lists its product as uncharacterized. The transcript has 4 exons. The record is from RefSeq and is a predicted model, not a curated record. NCBI's taxonomy places the organism in Eukaryota, Metazoa, Arthropoda, Insecta, Diptera, Culicidae. Bases 1 to 1212 code for a protein of 403 amino acids.
AUGCCCUCAGUUAACAAGGAUCCUACCAACUGGCUGGACUGCCAACUGUUUCAGAAAGUCCUCGCGCAUCACACAGCUGAUCGAACCUUAGAAGUGGAUGAUGUGCAACUUGCUCUUCAGGGAAAUGCUGCCUUACAGUACGCUAGCACGAUCUACCAAGCCAUCGUGAGCUACCGUAGCCGAGGAAAUGCUGAAUCGAUUAAGUUGAUUGUGAAGUUAAUCUCCUCGAAGGUAAACAGCGUAACAGACGAAUCGUCGUUUGAUACCGAGCUUAACGUGUACCGUGAUUAUCUGGCUAAAGUGGACAGCGUUUUUGGUGAAAGCAAUAAGUCACAUUUUGGACCGAAGCUAAUUUAUGCGGCUAGUGAACCCACACCAUACAUCAUUCUGGAGGAUUUAACGAGUCAGCAAUUCGUGCAUUGCAACAAACUUCUCGGUUUGGAUGAUGCCAAAGUAGUCCUGAUGAAGUUGGCCCAAUUCCACGCUACAUCGUACAGUUUGAACAACUCGUCUAAGCAAUCAGAUGUGUCCAAUAGGGCUGAUAAUGCUCUCUUCAAACAAAAAGCGUCGGAGGGCAUGAAGUUCAUGCAGGAUAAUUUGGGCAUUUUCAUCGAAGAAGUGUCACAAUGGCAAGGAUAUGAAAAAUAUGCCCAACGAUUGACCAAUAUCCUGCACACCUUCGUUGAACGCGGAACGGCGAUCUACGACCCGAGAGUGCACGAAUUUAACGUGCUCAUUCACGGAGACUUCCAUUACAACAACAUGCUGUUCAAGUUUGAUAGUGACAAUCGCGUGCAAGAUGUACUCUUCUACGACUUCCAGCUCAGCUGUUGGACGACGCCCGCAGUGGAUCUGCUGUACUUCCUGUACUUCAUAUGCGAUCGUGAGACUCGCAAUUCGCAACGUCAGCAACUGCUGCAAAUGUACCAGCAGGAGUUCACACGCACCCUAAACGACAUUGGACACAUGGGAAAGGGUCCCGCCUUGCUCGACAUCAACUGUGACCUACUGCAGGCCGGCUUUCUCGAGGUCGUCAUCGCGAUCUGUUUCGUGCCGUUUCUUUUUGCCGACUACAACCACGUGACGGACGUCUACAUCGGCAAGAACGAGGAUGCGCGUGUCUAUCGUCGUAAGCUUUACAGCAAUGAGGAGUAUCAAGCGAUCAUCAAGCCCCUGUUGCCACACUUUUUGCAUAAAGGUUUUCUAGAUUAG